CGCGCCGGAAGUGGCGCGAGCGGCCGCGCGCAGCCGGAGAUGAAGCCGGCGGUGGACGAGAUGUUCCCGGAGGGCGCGGGGCCCUACGUGGACCUGGACGAGGCGGGGGGCAGCACGGGGCUCCUGAUGGACCUGGCGGCCAACGAGAAGGCCGUGCACGCCGACUUCUUCAACGACUUCGAGGACCUCUUCGAUGACGACGACGUGCAGUGAGGCCCAGCGGUGUGGUGGGAUGCCCAGAGGGGCGCUUCGCAGGACGAGACGGGUGCCCCCAGGAGCCGGGCCACGCUGACGGGGCGGGCGGCCGGGCCUGGGCCGCUUGUGGCCUGGAUGUGACUAGCUGUGUCCCCCCUUCAAUUAAAGCUGCGUCAUCA
Talpa occidentalis (Iberian mole) is the source of this 374-nucleotide messenger RNA. RefSeq names its product COP9 signalosome subunit 9 (gene COPS9). The transcript is spliced from 3 exons. NCBI's taxonomy places the organism in Eukaryota, Metazoa, Chordata, Mammalia, Eulipotyphla, Talpidae. The coding region runs from base 40 to 213 and encodes 57 amino acids. Gene Ontology annotation, biological process: negative regulation of protein neddylation. The record is from RefSeq and is a predicted model, not a curated record.